UAGCAACCAAUGUAGCUAGCAACAUAUACUUUUCAGAAGAAUGGCGACACCAAGAGAGCAAGAGGCUGCAGAUUAUCUUAGAAGACACAAAAUUAUCGAACUCAUGGAUAAUUUAACAAGCAUGCUCUUCUUUUACAGACCAGAGAGACCAAACGAGUUCCUGAUCACACAGCUUGAACAACUGAGAGUAUCCAAAAUGCGGUCACUGGAUUGCCCAAGCCUGUUCAACGACACAAACCUGGAUGCCGUUUUGGGCAUCUUGGACCCUACCAACCAAGGGCACAUCACUUUUGUUCAGUACAAGGAGGCACUCACCACUUUGGGGAUUGAGAAGUUUAAUGCGUGUCCUGAAGGUGUGGCCAAGGACAAGAUAUCUCACGAGACCUUCAAGAGAGAGGCGAAGGAGGGCUUACAGAGAAGCUCAGCAACAUUUAUAUCUUAAUAAAAUUGGAGAUCUCUGUCCCAUCA
Molecule: messenger RNA, 468 nt
Organism: Oncorhynchus keta (chum salmon)
Lineage: Eukaryota; Metazoa; Chordata; Actinopteri; Salmoniformes; Salmonidae
Gene: efcab10
Product: EF-hand calcium-binding domain-containing protein 10
Exons: 4
Coding region: 41-442 (133 amino acids)
Source: RefSeq, a predicted model, not a curated record